Capsaspora owczarzaki ATCC 30864 is the source of this 672-nucleotide messenger RNA. RefSeq lists its product as hypothetical. The transcript has 5 exons. Gene Ontology annotation, cellular component: signal peptidase complex; membrane. Bases 56 to 574 code for a protein of 172 amino acids. The record is from RefSeq and is a predicted model, not a curated record. Gene Ontology annotation, biological process: protein targeting to ER. Lineage: Eukaryota; Filasterea; Ministeriida; Capsasporidae.
GAGCGCUCCGUACUCAGUCUUGGUUUUUCUCUGAAAUUUUCGGCUUUGGGAUUGAAUGCACUCUGCGUUUCAACGGAUCAACACGCUCUCUGCGUUCUCCGUGUCGGUGCUGACGGCGCUGGCGAUCGGCUGCUUCCUGACGUCGUACAUGUACAGCCCGAACGCCAAUCCCGAGGUCGACGUCCGGUUGCUCCAAUUACGCACAAUCUUCUACUUUGACCAGAGCGUCGAUGUGGCUGCGCUGACGUUCGAUCUUCACGCUGAUUUCUCAAGCGUCAUGAAUUGGAGCACCCAUGUCGUAUUCAUCUAUCUGACGGCCGAGUACGAGACUCAAAACAAUCGUGUCAACCAGGUGGUUGUGUGGGACAAGAUUCUCCAGCAAGGAGACAACCCAGUGCUCAAUUACAAGGAGCAGCCGGGCAAAUACGGCCUUUUCGACGAUGGAACUGGGCUAAGAGGAAACAAGAAUGUCACCUUGUCCCUCCAUUGGAACGUUAUUCCAUUGAUCGGGUCACUGCCACGCUUCUCGGGCGGCCAUCGUCAAGUCUCCUUCCCUCAGCAAGAUUCCCUAUGAUUCUCACCGGCGCUCAGCGUUCCGGCUUUCCCUGGGGGAUUUGUUUUUUCUAGUGUUUGUUGAAAUGUACAUUGAUUAUAAUUUUACACUGCAAUUCC